This is a messenger RNA of Fukomys damarensis (Damara mole-rat), 3469 nucleotides long. It is a transcript of the gene Ttc34, whose product is annotated as tetratricopeptide repeat domain 34. The coding region runs from base 281 to 2920 and encodes 879 amino acids. NCBI's taxonomy places the organism in Eukaryota, Metazoa, Chordata, Mammalia, Rodentia, Bathyergidae. The record is from RefSeq and is a predicted model, not a curated record. The transcript has 10 exons. Gene Ontology annotation, molecular function: protein binding.
GCGAAGGACUUACACAGGCAAGUGUGAGUGUGCUGAGAGAAGGGGUGUGCAUUUGUGUGUCUUCCUGUGAAGAGGGAGGGUCCGGAGCACCCUCAAGCCAGCCUGGAGGCCAGGGAAGAGGGCCCUGAGAAGUCGGGCUGGUCCCCAGGACCCCACUCCAGAGCAGAUCCCAGUGGUGCUGACCCUGCCCCACCAGUGACCCGAGCACCCCAGCCUGGCUGUAGCUCCAGUGUGAGCAGGGGGCAGAGACAGCCCUGAUGGGGCCUGAAAGGCUGUGACCAUGAGGACCAGGCAUGGACCAGCAGGCGCCACAGACAUGAUGUCGGCCCAGGAGCUUGUGGCCCGCCUCUGCCAGGAGGGGGACCAGCACCUGGCCCUUGGGGAGCCGCCCCUCGCCACAGCUUUCUACCUGGCCGCCUUCAGCUGCCAUGCCCCCUCAGCCAUAAGGAACGUACGGGCAGCACUGGCUGAGGCCCGGGGGGCUCCCGUGCUGGCCACCCUGGAGGCCUGGUGCCGUGGGGACAGCCAGAUCCCAGCCAUCCACUGGGACGGCAUGGCAGUGGUCUCACUGACUGGGGCCCUGGCCUCUGCCUUCCUGGGAGCCCUGUGCCCCGACCACCCUGCUGCCAUCCUGCAUGUGCUGGCUGGCCUGCUGGCCCGCAGACAGCACAGGGAGGUGGAGAGGCGCUGCGAUGCCCUGCUGGACGCCCAUUCACAGCAGGCCCUGGAGCUGCAGCUGACCCGUGCCCUGGCCCGCGUCCUGUCUGGUGAGCAGGAGGGCAAGGGUGUGGCUGACUAUCUGCAGGCCUACGCCUCAAGCUCCAGCCGCACGGUGGCCUUCAUCCACACCCACCAGCAGCCCUACCUCCCCACGUUGCUCAGCGCUGUGAGGAGCCACAUCUCAGGGCACUCAGAGGCCACAGACGGUGCUGGCCCACAGGCCGCUGACUGCCAGGGGUUCCUGGAAGCACUGGACCCCAGCGGCCCCUGGCGCACCACCCUGUCUCCUGACACCCCACUCCUCUACGGUGGGUAUGAGGACUGCUCGGCCAUGUGCAACCGGACUCAGCGGCCUGACCCAACAGGCAGUGGACCCCAAGGUGAGAGCCGGGCCGCCCUGUUGGUCACCCGCGCAGCGACGACCUUGCUCACCGGCGGCCGAGCCCCGGACGCGCUGCGGGACCUGCAGGAGCGCGGACUGCUGCGGACCGUGCUGCGGGAGGAGGGGAGCAAAAUGCUGCUGCGCGCGCGGGGUCUGGGCUGCCGGAGCCGGGCCGCGGACACUCACAGACCCGGGGCGCGGGAAGGGGACGCCUGCGGUGUGCACCAGUUGGCCACGCUGCUGGUGGAGCUGGACCCAGAGGAUGAGGCCUCGCGCCUCCUGGUGGCCGACUCCCUGUACCGCCUGGGCCGACUGGAAGAUGCCCACAAGUCCCUGCUGGUGGCCCUUUCCCGGAGGCCCCAGGCAGUGACCGUGCUGGUACGGCUAGCCCUGCUGCAGCUGCACAGGGGCUUCUCCUAUGAUGCCAACCAGCUGGUGAAGAAGGUGGUCCAGACCGGGGACACAGCCUGCCUCCAGCCCACCCUGGACAUCUUUAGCCACAAGGACCGGCAGCUGCUGCAGGGCCACUGCCAUGCAAGAGCCCUGAGCAUCCUACGAGCAGAGCCAUGUGGGGUGGACAGUGGGGCCCGUACCCGGGAAGCCAUUGCCUACCUCUCUCUAGCCAUCUUUGCUGCAGGGAGUACAGCCAUCGAGUCCCUCCUGGUCCGGGCCCGCUGUUAUGGGCUCCUGGGCCAGAAGAAGACUGCCAUGUUCGACUUCAACUCUGUGCUGCGGGCCGAGCCAGGGAACAUACAGGCCCUGUGCGGACGUGCCCUCGUGUACCUGUCCCUGGACCAGCUGCAGGAAGCUGUGGAUGAUGUUGCCUCUGCCCUGAGGCUCGACCCAGGGACCGUGGUCCCUGAGCUCCACUCUCUGAAGCCAGAAGCCCAGUUGCUACUCACUCAAGGCCUCCAUGCCCACUGCCGAGCCCUCCUGAGCCAGCUGCUGGACACCAGGGCACCCCUCAUGGACGAGGAUGCCCGUGACCUCCUUGCCAUGGGGGAGGCGCUGACCAGAGUCAAUGCUGCACAGCCAGGCUGGCAUACCCUCCUCACUGACAUCCUCAUGGCGCUGGGCAGGUAUGAGGAGGCUGGCAUCCACCUGCAACCAGCCCUGCAGUCCUCCUCACCCCUAGCAGCAGCCCAGGCCCGGCGGGGCCUGCUCCAGCUCAAGAAAGGUGACCUGACCACUGCUGCCCGGGACCUGCAGUGCCUGGCGGAGACAGAUGCCCAGGACCUCUGCUUCCUCCUGCGCCUCCUGCAGCCCUUGGAGCAGCAGAGCCUCACCCAGGCCGCGGCCCAGAAAGCCAGCACACUCCUAGACACAGGGCAGCCUGGACAGGCGUUGGGAUACUGCUCACUGGCUGUCCUAGCUGGGGGCAGCCUUAGCUGUCACCUGCGUCUGCGGGCCAGCUGCUUGGGUGAGCUGCAGCAGUUUGGCCGGGCCCUUGGGGACCUGGACCGCGUGCUGCAGGAGGGUGCCGGGGACAGUGACCUCCAGGGACGAACAGAGGACUUCUGCUCCAGGGGUCGCCUGCUGCUGGGCCUGAGGGACGUGGAGGGAGCUGCAGAGGCCUUUGCCCGGGCCCUGGAGCUAUCACCUGCUCUAGCUCAGCACAGCCUGUGGGAGCGGCCAGGCCCGGCCCCUGUUGCCCAAGCGUUCCUGCAUUUUGGGCAGCGCUGCCUAGAGAAACAGCGCUACGAAGAGGCCUGGACAGCGGCCCAGAGUGGCCUCCUGGUGGAUCCUAACCACUGUGGGCUGAAGAAGCUGAAGGCAAGAACCCAGAAAGAAGCGUCCUCUGGCUGCAGGCUGCACUGACACAGCCAGGCCUGACCACAGGGCCCCUGUCUUUCUCAUAUUGGGGUGCACUGGCUCCCAGAUCACUGAGGUGCCCUCUCCACCUGUCCCCCUCUAGCCCUAACACAGCUGGCAUUGACAGCCUUUUCCGGAGGAAUUAAGGGGAGAAAGGGAGAGCUUCCUGAUGGAGAGAGCCCUGCCCGGCUGACAUCAGCCCCCACCACAGUGGGCAGCCUCACCCCGCAGUUGUGCCUUGGCCCAGGCCUUGAAGCUGAUGGGGUCUGGACCCAGCCUGGGGGCCCUGCAGGUUCGGUGGCAUCCAGGGCAGUCCCUGUAGCUCUGGGGAAGAUGUGCCAGCCCACGUGGGCCCUCUGGUCACAAAACUGCCUUUGACUCAGCCCUGACCUGAGGCCCUGUGAGGCAAGAGUCCACCCCAGGCAUUCCCCUCCCUUCCACACAGACCUAGGCUUCUGCUUGGCCUGUGUUCUGACCUCCAGGUCAGAAUGUGUUCUCCCCAUGGAUUAAAUUUCCCUGGCAGGGUAACACAUUGUACUAAAUAUGUAAGGUCGU